GCCCGGGACCGGAGGCGGCAAACGUGCCCUGUUGCCUCACCGGUCUCUCUUCCGCUGCUACCUACCCACCCACGCAACUCACGAAGGUCCUCAAAGCCUCAAACCCAGACGACCAGGAACCUCCCAUACGCGACCAAAAACACGACGCUCAGCUCAGCUCCGGCUGCUGCUCCAAUGGCUUCCCGUCCUCCUCCCGAGCCUUCUUCCGACUCAAACAAGCAGGGGUGGGGCGACAACGAGGAGAUCCACGUCUCCUCCGGCGGCGUCCAGGCUUACACCGACGACGACGCGGACUGCGAGAGCAGGCGCCCCUUGCUGCUCGGGACUCCCGCCGCCGCCGAGUGCUACUCCGUCCCCGCCGCCGUCCUCCCGUUCCUCUUUCCAGCUUUGGGAGGCCUUCUCUAUGGCUAUGACAUUGGGGCAACAUCCGGCGCUACCAUAUCGCUCAAGUCUUCUAAAUUCAGUGGCACAACCUGGUACAAUUUGUCAUCUGUGCAAACUGGCCUUGUGGUCAGUGGCUCACUAUAUGGUGCUUUGAUCGGCUCCAUCUUGGCAUAUACUAUUGCAGACUUUUUAGGGCGACGCAAAGAGCUUAUCCUUUCUUCUAUCUCAUAUUUGAUCGGAGCCCUUCUGACAGCAGCAGCACCCAACUUUGCUAUCAUGGUGGUUGGCCGCCUUUUAUAUGGCAUAGGAAUUGGAUUGGCUAUGCAUGCUGCUCCAAUGUAUAUUGCAGAGACUGCGCCAAGUCGGAUAAGAGGCAUGCUUAUUUCUCUAAAGGAGUUCUUUAUUGUUCUUGGGAUGCUUCUUGGUUAUAUAGCAGGCAAUCUCUAUGUUGAAGUGGUUUCCGGCUGGCGUUAUAUGUAUGCCACCAGCACACCAUUAUGUCUCAUAAUGGGAGUCGGAAUGUGCUGGUUGCCCUCGUCGCCUAGGUGGCUCCUUUUAUGCGCCAUACAAGGGAAGAGAAAUCUGCAGGAGACAAAAGAAAUUGCGACCCUUUGCUUGUGUCGAUUGAGGGGUCAAGCUUCGCCUGAUUUGGUCUCAGAGCAGGUUAACUUGAUUCUGGAGGAACUGUCAUACAUUGAUGAAGAGAAGCAAGCUGGCUUCAGUGAGAUCUUUCAAGGAAAAUGUCUUAAAGCAAUGAUAAUUGGAUGUGGUUUGGUGUUCUUUCAGCAGGUCACUGGUCAACCUAGCGUGCUAUAUUAUGCAGCUACGAUCUUUCAGAGUGCUGGAUUUUCUGGUGCAUCUGAUGCCACUCGUGUGUCAAUUCUUCUUGGCUUACUGAAGUUGAUCAUGACCGGAGUGGCAGUCCUUGUGGUCGACAGACUUGGCAGAAGACCAUUACUCAUUGGAGGUGUCAGUGGAAUUGUAAGUCUGCAUUCUAGUGGAAUACAGAUAUCAUCAUGGAGGGUGUUCCUAUGGUUACUUAAUUUACCUGUUGAUUCUACUAUCUGCAGACGUUUCUGUUUUUGCUGUCUCUACUACACAUUACUGAAGAUGCCUCCUAUGUGGCUGUAUAAGCCCUUCUACUGUAUGUUGGUUGUUACCAGCUGUCAUUUGGUCCUAUAGGCUGGCUUAUGAUCUCGGAGGUUUUCCCAUUGAAGCUGCGAGGACGUGGACUGAGCGUCGCUGUUCUUGUGAAUUUCGCGUCCAAUGCGCUGGUCACCUUUGCUUUCUCUCCACUGGAGGAUUUGAUUGGGACGGGGUUGCUCUUCUGUGGAUUCGGGGUGAUCGCAGUGGCGUCUCUCGUGUUCAUAUUCUGGAUCAUCCCGGAGACGAAGGGACUCACCCUAGAGGAGAUUGAAGCGAGUCUGUAAUAGAUUAAUCCAGAAGAAUGUUCGUUCGUCCAAGUUCCAAUUAACUGAAGGAACUGCUGGCUGCUGGUGUCGUUUUGCAGCCAGUCUUCUGCUGUAGCUAGCUUAUUCGGAUUUUCUGCAAGCUGUGGUGGUAAUACUUAUUGAUUCCUGGUAAAGAUUAAUUCAUGAGGUGUACUCACCAGAGGAGCAUUGCCUUGCUGCUGUAGGCUGUAGAUCUAGCACUGUUGGUCACCCUAAAUAAGCAGUAAGCAGCUGUGUGCUAUGGGAUAAAAUGGCCAGUGUAUGGGCCUUGUGCUACAUGUUGUGGGUGUGAUGAAAGUGAUGUUUACACCGAGACGGGCUUCAUGCCAUUAAAGUCCACAAGCUUUCAGUA
Molecule: messenger RNA, 2187 nt
Organism: Setaria italica (foxtail millet)
Lineage: Eukaryota; Viridiplantae; Streptophyta; Magnoliopsida; Poales; Poaceae
Product: D-xylose-proton symporter-like 2
Exons: 13
Coding region: 175-1566 (463 amino acids)
Biological process (GO): transmembrane transport
Cellular component (GO): membrane
Molecular function (GO): fructose transmembrane transporter activity
Source: RefSeq, a predicted model, not a curated record